GGAUCAGAUCUGGCUUCAGAUUAGAUAUAUUGUGCGAAAUUAUUGAUAUUUCCAAGCAAAAUGUCAUUCCCGAGGUCUUCCCAAACCGUGAUAAUGACGUCAAAGUCAGUGAACUCUUGUUUUGGACUUGGAACUUUAUUAAGUAAACCCCGUUUCUUGAAUUUAUGUUUUUCAGGGCGAGUAUCCAGUUGGCCUCCUGCCGGUUAAUCGAAAUAUCAACAAUAAUGGCCCUCGUGCUAUUUGUGGAUCCAAUAAUGGAGGCAACAUGUUUGGUACUACCACCCCCACCACAUCUCGCAGAACACCAAAUGCUCGCAUUAAAAAUCUGCCCAGGAAGGAAACUCUGGCCGAUGGUACCGAUGUUGAGAUCGAUUAUCUUAAUGAGGAGGAUUAUGGAUUUGUUUUCAAACUGUUUAAAAAUGCUGGUGAGAAAGGAGAAGGGUACAGUAAUGAGGAAUUUGUAGACUUCAAUUCAUUUGUUAAAAUGGUAAAAAGGGAUCCAUAUUUUACAUUGAUGGACACCGCCAACAAGAAGAUUAUUGGUGCAGUAAGCGUGCACCCCUCUCGUCUGCUUAGAUCUGCAAAUGGUGUUUUAGCAGGUGGAAACGCAGUAGUAAAUCCGGAAUAUCGCAACAGAAAAUGUAAUUUAAUCAUCGUCAAGAUCCAUUUCGAUUUCGCCAAGGAGUUGGGAUUUCAUGGUUUCUUGGGAGAGACAUUUGCCAUAAAUAAAGCUGUGAGAAAAAGUGCUGAGACGAUUGGCAUAACUGUUGUUGGUUACAUCCCCAAAAGUGCAUAUUUAUACAGACGUGGUUGGGUGAACAGUCUUGCUAUGUAUACGCCAAUAAGUGAUGAAUACAAACUAGACGACGUCAGACUUGUUAUGCCAAACGAUGAGUUUCUGACGAGUAAGAUCUUAGAUCCACGAGGUAAAGUGGAUCCAUGGAAUAAUAAAGUCACCUCUUUGCCAAGAACAUUCAAUGUUCAAGACGGGAGAGAAUUUACAGCUCGCUCCGCCGAGGAGACAGAAUAUUUCGAGGUGUAUAAUAUCAUCAAAGAUGCUGCUGAUGACGGAGUUGGGUUUGGAAUUGACGAUUUCCCAACGUUUGAGUAUUUUGUGGAUUGUAUGGCACGUGGACAUGUAUUCUGUAUCACAGAAAAGGCAUCUGACAAAAUAGUCGGCAUGUUUACUUGUAUACCAAGUAAAUAUUCCAGAACGCCAAAUUCCCCAUUCGCCGCUGGUCCAGCUAUUAUGAAAGAUGGAUAUAGAGGUAUCGGUAUCUAUGGGAACAUUCGAGAGAUAUCAGAGGAUAUUGCCAAGGAGCUUGGUUAUCAGGGAAUUCUGGGAGACAUGCUUGAAAUAAACCAACCAAUCAUAGACAGUUAUGAACGUUAUGGAUACAAACUGGUUGCUAGGAUACCAAGGUCUUCUUUUGUGAAAGGGGAAGGUUGGGUUGCUGCAGUUGCAUUCUACAAGCCAUUCUCAUGAAAUGGUAAACAUGACAUGACAUGAUCUACAUUUACUCUAAGAAACCGCAUCAUUUGUUACCCUUGAUCGUGCCAUAAUCUAUAUUCUCCAAAAUGUGACAUUCCAAAGUCUAUGCCAAAUGCAUUAGAAAUGCAUUGAUAAUUUGCAAUAAAAAUUGUUAUCCACAUAACAGCAAAAUGUUGCAAACAUAAUGCGGUUGCCUCUACCCCAAAUGAAUUUGUGAUUCAAUAUUUUUCUUCUAUUAAAAUUUUUAGAGCUAAAAACCAAAAAA
This is a messenger RNA of Owenia fusiformis, 1757 nucleotides long. Lineage: Eukaryota; Metazoa; Annelida; Polychaeta; Sabellida; Oweniidae. The record is from the annotation of a GenBank genome assembly.